GUUGCUGUAGCUCCCGCACAGGACAAAGCGGAAGUGGAACCUUCGUUACUCUUGCGUUUUAAAGGGGAAUAAAAACAGCGUCGGACUGAUAUGGGCGUGGUUGAGCUUUCCUGUUUUGAAGUUACUGGUUGAAGAUUCGUGUCGUGAAGCGCGCAGGAGCCAUGCCUUUCCUCCACGGGUUCCGGAGGAUCAUUUAUGAGUAUCAGCCGCUGGUGGACGCUGUCAUGGGUGUUGUCGGACCGGAGGGGGCAGAUGGUGGACACGAUGGCAGGUCUCUGGUGGAGCUUCUGGAGCGGGAGUCCCAGUCUGAGGUGUUUGUGGAAGGCAUCAGCUAUGCUCUGUUUAAGGUGGCUGAGCAGGGGCUGGUGUACGCUGCUGAAAUCCUUCUACGCUUUGGGGCUGAUCUAAACUUUGAAGACCCAGUGUCUUACUACAACCCUCUACAUAUAGCAGUUUUGAGGAACAAGCAGGACAUGGUGAGGCUGCUGGUCGGGCAUGGAGCAGACAUUGAAAAGAGAGACAGGAUCCAUGAGAGCAGUCCUUUGGAUCUCGCCAGCGAGGAGUCGGAGAGGCUGCCCUGUUUGCUGACUCUGCUCGAUAUGGGUGCCGAUGUGAAUGCGAGGGAUAAACAUGGAAAAUCUCCUUUGCUCCAUGCCUUGGCAAGCAGUGACGGACUCACGGUGCACAACACUGAGAACAUCCAGCUUCUCCUUCAGAGAGGUGCUGACGUUAAUGCUGCUACUGUAGACGGUGAAACAGCUGAGUCCUCGUUGGUGUUUCUGGUUAAGGAGGCCCUGGAGGCCAGCGUGGAGGACGCCGCUGAGAUUGGUAACUUCUGCUUGAAAACCACACAGCUGCUGCUGGCUCAUGGUGUGGACCCCAGCUGCUGUCUGAAUGAGGACGGUGAGCCCUCCCUGACUCAGACAAGCCUGGAGCACUUUGACCUGCUCUUCCCUCUGGCUGUGCUCAUAAUCCAGAGCAGAGCAUCUCUGGUUUGCUCCUAUCACGGCGACUCCUGUUGGUCAGGUUAUAGCCUCCUUUUCCAGCGGCUCCAAACCGCCCUGCAGCAGUGCUCUGAUCAAAGUCAAGCCUCCGAGCUUCUGGAGCAAGCUGAGGUGCUGCUUGACCUGGCGAGGGUGGACAUCCCAGCGCUUCAUCUGCCUUCCAGGCUGGAGCUCCUUGCGCCCGGUCAGAACUCUCACCCCUACGCUCAGGCACUGGUGGACCUGCACAACCGCGUGGUAGAGCACGGGGCAAGCCCUCCUGCUCUGCGGUGUCUUUGCCGAGCAUUUAUAAGGAGCCACCUACAGCCUUGGCCCCUGGAAGCCCGAGUCAAAGCCUUGCCUUUACCAGAUAGACUGAAAGACUUUCUUCUUCCUGAGCACACGUACACCCCGAAGCCUGGCUGGGACUGCUUCAAGCCCCAACAUAGCCAGCGCUGACCGUAUGAGCUACUAGCUGGUAGCGUUUGAAAUGAAAAGAAAUACAAAUGUGAAUGAGCCUACAUUAAAGAACAAUCCACUGCGGCCCAUUUUAACUUCCCAUUUUGUGUCGUCUGUGCCAAACUUUAACAAAUGUGUUUAUGUUUACGUAAAAGGAACAUGUAAUCCAUAAAUGAAAAUUCAGUCAUUAUCUUGUCAUCUCCAUGCUGAUGCAAAGACAGGUGAAGUUUGUCAUCCACAAAACAUUUCCUUGUGCUUUGCAGCAAAACAGCGCUGCAGGCUUCUCUGAAAUAACUGGACUGGCUGGAGUUUUGUUUUAAAAUGUAAAAAACAACUGAACUGUUUUUUUUUUUUUUGUUUUUUUUUAAAUAACAGCUAAACAAUGCAUUUGAAACCUCCUUAAAAAAACAAUAACUAUGUAAUAUCUAAGAAACAUUCAAGAGUAUUCCACUAUAAAUAAGAGAGGAAACAAACCACUAAAAGCAUUUUGAAUCAGAGGGCUGAUGAUGGUGAGGCCAAUCACCCGCUUUAUCCCCGCUGAUCCAGGAACGAUAUCAACCGAUCACAAUACAAGACAGCUGAGAUUCACAACAGUUUGAAGUGGUUUUGUGUGGCUGCAGACAGAUGUAAAAUAGAUAUAGAGGGGUAUGAUAAUACACUAAUGCAUAGAUAAGAUAACCAAGAAAAGGUGGAAGGCAUCCAAAUGUUGCAGCACUCUGGAUUGAGCUACACAAUAAAUGGCUGCUGUGAAACUCUGCACCUGUGUAGUACAAGUAUAACUUGUGGGAAUAAAGCACUUUCUGUUGUUUUUGUUAACUGUCCGGGGCUGUUGCCAAGAUGGCUGCUGAGUGGCAAGGACUUUUGCUCCCUUUGGCAAUGCAGGGUUCACUGUGACUCCCCCCCCAAGCUACUUAAUUCAUUUAAGAAAGCUGCAGUGCUGUUUCACUGUGAUGUGAUGUGAUGAAUGUUUAGGGAAACUGCACCGCACUUUCCAUUGACAUGGGGAUGAGUAGAAAACCACUGAAUUUUCACCUUUGGUUGAAAUGUUCCUUUAAGACACAAAUUGAUGUCUGUACAAAUCAGCCUUUGACUUGUAACUAAGUUUUCACUGUUAUGGUUAAACUGCUGUAUAGACGACUAAACCAUAUUCACGUGCGAAAGAAGUUGCAAUACACAACAAAAGCCACCAGAUGGCAGUGUUGUUCCUGCAUAUCACGAGCGGCUCAGAUGUCAGGGUCAAAGAUUUAGCUAUUCACAGAGCAGCCUAUUACAGUUGCUCCAGCGCAGGAGGCUCCAUCUAUAUUUUAUCUCCUCAACAUGAUGAUGCUGUAUCGUGGAAGUUGUCUUUCUUUCUUGUAAAUUUGAAGGGGACCAAUAAACGGCAUUGUGUCUCAGCA
This is a messenger RNA of Acanthopagrus latus (yellowfin seabream), 2839 nucleotides long. It is a transcript of the gene asb6, whose product is annotated as ankyrin repeat and SOCS box containing 6. Bases 162 to 1442 code for a protein of 426 amino acids. Gene Ontology annotation, biological process: intracellular signal transduction; protein ubiquitination. Gene Ontology annotation, cellular component: BRCA1-BARD1 complex. Gene Ontology annotation, molecular function: protein binding. Lineage: Eukaryota; Metazoa; Chordata; Actinopteri; Spariformes; Sparidae. The transcript has 7 exons. The record is from RefSeq and is a predicted model, not a curated record.